Molecule: messenger RNA, 1230 nt
Organism: Symbiodinium necroappetens
Lineage: Eukaryota; Dinophyceae; Suessiales; Symbiodiniaceae
Source: the annotation of a GenBank genome assembly
AUGGUGCAGAUGUGGGAGAUCGUGGGUGGCGGGGACAAAGGCGGUAUCAUCGUCAGGGAUGGUGAAACCACCAAGUCCAACCAGCUGGACGAUCGCCUCUCCACCGGUGCACUUGUAGAAGAGGUCGAGCUGAAGGGCGACCGCCUGCACUACAAGCUGGUUUUGGGCACAGGCCCGCCCGAUGGCUGGGUGAGCACCAAAUUGAAGGACAAAGAUCUGGCCGUGAAGACAGACAAAGCUCCUGUUUCGAGCCCUCCUCCCACAUCCGUGGGCCCGAAAGGGGAGGCACCCCUGCCCAUUGGCCUCUUCUUCCCAGGCCAGGGAUCACAGUAUGUGAAGAUGAUGGAGAAGGUCAUGGACAUUGCCGCGGUGAAGGAGAUGAUCGAGAAGUCGAAGCCCAUCCUCGGCUACGACAUCCUCGAGAUUUGCCUCAACGGCCCCGAGGACAAGCUGGAGGAGACCCGCUACUGCCAGCCCGCCAUGUUCCUCGGUGGCCUCGCCGGUCUCGAGAAGCUGAAGCAAGACAAGCCUGAGGCCGUGUCACGAGCAUCCGUCAUGGCCGGCCUCUCCCUAGGUGAGUACACGGCUUUGUGUGCUGCGGGGGUGAUGUCCUUCGAAGAUGGCCUCAAGCUGGUGAAGCUUCGAGGAGAGGCCAUGCAGGAGGCGGCGACGUCCGGAGCAAAGAAGCAACUGAUGCUGUCCGUCGCUGGGCUGGAACGUGCCAAGCUGGAUCCGCUCUGCCGUGAAGCCGCUUCCAAAGAGGACGGCGGCGUGUGCUCCGUGGCAAACUGCCUCUUCCCCCAGGGCUUCUCGAUCGGCGGUACGGAGAAGGCCAUAAAUACACUGAAGGAGCUUGCAGAGAAGAAUGGGGCACUUCAGGCAAAGGUGCUGAAGACCGCUGGCGCAUUCCACACUUCCUUGAUGCAGCCGGCCCAGGACAAGCUUUCUGCAGCUUUGGAAGAGACGCUCCCGAACAUGAAGCCCCCCAUGCACUCAGUGUGGAUGAAUGCUUCGGCACAGCCCAUUCGUCCUGGCACGGAUCCAAAGGAGAUCGUGGCUUUGUUGAAGAGGCAGCUGACGAACCCUGUCCUCUGGGACGAUUCCAUGAAGGCAAUCCUCAAGGAGGGUGUGAACGAGUUCUAUGAGGUUGGCCCCAUGAAGCAGAUCAAGGCCAUGAUGAAGCGAAUCGAUGCAACAGCCUGGAAGGCAACGACAAACGUCGAGGUCUGA